UUGGUUCGCCAUCGUUGUUACAGUAAAGAUCACUGUGCAGACAAAAGUGUGGUUUGUACUUAGGUGACUUAUUAAAAUAUAUGUGUUUUUAAUAUUGAAGUAAUUUAAUUUUAAGAGUGCAUUUGUGUACAUAAUAAUAUGUCGACGACGACAACAACUAUAUCAAAUAAUGUUGGGAAUCCGACCCCAGCAACAAAAAAGGACACCGAUAAGCAACAAUUACAAUCAAAACGUCCGGCUGCAAAUAAUUUUACGAAAAAACAUAAACAUGAGUUUAAAGGGAAUCGUAAACGAUCCCAAAGUUUUAGUGGAAGUGGAAAGAUAUUUUUAUUUAAGAGACGUAAAAAAGAGAGUACACUCCCAACAAAAUUUUUAUUGGGUGGUAAUAUUUGUGAUCCAUUAAAUUUAAACAGUUUACAAGAUGAAGAGAUUAAUCGUGCGAUGAAUGCGGUCACGCCAAAAUCAUCUCCGUUGCCAACACCUCCACGCAGACGAGCACAAAUCGAAGUAAUCAUACCGCCAAAUAUAUGCGAUCCGCUAAACUUAAUCGAUUACACGGAUGAUGCUACUUAUGAAAAACAGUUGAGUUCACCGAUAAAACGUAGUCGAAAAAAGAGUAAUCGUAAAAACAAACGAACAUCUUCGAAUUGUGUACCAGAGAAUGAUAAUAAUAACUCGACGACGAAUACUAGCGAGACAACGGAAGUUGUCGAAAAAGUUGAAGUUGCCAACGAUGUUAAAUCUGAGGAAGUUAAGCCAGAAACAGAUUCAACAGCUGCUAAAGUGGAGCCAACAACACCAGAAGAUAAAGUUGCCAAAAAAUUGGAUUUAGAUUUACCAUUGGUUGACAAAAAGGAGAAACCUGUGAAACGAAAGUCAACAGAUGAAGGAAAGGAUGUUAAAAAAGUUCGGAGGGUCGAUGCUAUGGAUAAAAUUGUGAGCCCUGUAAUACCACAACCGGGUGCUUGGAAACGACCGCCCAGUUUUAAUUGGGGUGGUCGUAAUGCUAACAAAAAUAACGUUAAGAAUAGUCAAAAAGCACCAGAAAAAAUGCCUACGUUUCGUGAUAAAAAUAAGCAAUAUCAGUACGGAAACUAUAAUAGGUAUUAUGGAUACAGAAAUCCUCAUCACGAUGUUGAUUUACGCUUAAAAUGUUUUGCUGCUCAUCGAGGAAUGUUUUACGGUAAAGAUGUACUAGAUAUCGGUUGUAAUAUUGGACAUGUUACAUUGUCUAUAGCAAGGGAUUUUGGUGCAAAAAGUGUAGUGGGUUUGGACAUUGAUAAAAAACUUAUAAAUAUUGCACGUAAAAAUGUAUGUUAUUAUGUGAAUUGUACGUCGGAGGAUCCAAAUGGUGAGGGUAUACCACAAGCGGUCAACAAACGUGGUAAAAAAAGUACAGAGAAAUUUUUUCCAAUAUCAAUGCCAAUUUUAUAUGGUCCGGUAGAUGUACCGGGAAUGGGUAGAGUGGAAAAAGAAAAAGGAUUUCCACAUAACGUUACUUUUGUACAGGGAAAUUAUAUAUUAGAAGAUGAAUCACUUCUAAAUUUGGAAACACCACAGUUUGAUAUAAUAUUAGCCUUGAGUAUUACUAAGUGGCUUCAUCUAAAUUGGGGUGAUGCCGGAAUUAAACAAGCAUUUAGAAGAAUAUAUGCGCAAUUACGACCUGGCGGACGACUUAUUUUAGAGCCUCAAGCUUGGUCAAGUUAUCUUAAGAAAAAAUCAUUGACGGAAACCAUUUAUAAAAAUUUCAAAUCAAUCGAAUUCUUUCCACAACAUUUCACACAAUAUUUAUUAUCAUCCGAAGUUGGAUUUGCAAAAAGUGAGGUUAUGGGCUGUCCAACACAUCAUUCGAAAGGUUUUCAACGGCCAAUAUUUGUAUUUACCAAAAGUAAUUUAUCCCCGUUAUAUUCACAACGUAGUGCAACUUCAACACCAUCAUACACAUUAAUAUCUGGAACAAUUCCAAAUCGUGUUUAUACAAAUUUACAAUCACCCGCAUUUACGGAAACAUCAUCUUCACAAGCUAAAAAAGUUGAAGAUGUUCAAACGAAAACUUCCAGUACAUCAGAACAAACCAAAUGUGAAGAAGUUACUACAAAAAAUUUGGAAACCAAAAGUGAAUCAAAUUCGGAAAAAGUUCAAUCAAAGGUGAAUAUAACAGACACAGGAGAAGUUACAACGGAAGUGAAAACAAAAAGUAAUUUAAAUUCAAAAAUUCAUGUCGAAGAUAAUCCAGAAAUUCAAACAGAAAACACAGAAACCAUAAGUAAUAGUUCAAAAAUGGACGUAGAAGAAAUUCAACCAGAAAAAAACACCGUAGAUGACAGUAGAUCAGAAAAAGGUGAAAGUAGUACGGAAACUGUUUCACAAAAAAAUAAAUCAGACGAAAAUGAGGCAUGUAACUUAAAGAUCAUAUCAUCAGAUAUUUGUACGAAUCUAAGUACAGACUCAAAAACAGUUGAUGAAUAUACGUAAACAAUGCAAAAAUUGUGUCUUUGGGUUUUGUUUCGAUUUCUAAAAUUUUCUAUUUUAAAUUCCAUGAAAAAAACAAAUGUUUAUGUAUAAUUUUUUUGAAGUAUGAUCAGAUCUUAAAUUGGUUUAGCUCCAAAUGUAUGUAAAAUUGCAUGGUUAAUUUGUUAUUUUAUAAAACAAGUAUUUUUUUAAAAAUAUUUAACUAGGUUAAUCUUUUUUAGAAACAUUUAAAAUACUGUUAAAAAUUUGAAAUUAGUGGCGAAUUUACUACUUGUUCGAGUAGGUAAAAUUAUAAGGGUGAGGGUUAGUAUGUAGAGUUUUCUAGCCAAAUUUUUACGCUAAAUCGGUUAUUCUACAUUCUUUGCCAACCAUUCUAUGUGUUAUAUACAUAACUCUAGCCUUCAACUAGGACUCUCGCGGUUCAAGCUCUAGCUAGAGCAGUGACUCUAGUUAAUAAUGAAAUUUGACCAAAUAUAUCAACCAAAAAAAGAUAAGAGGAAUUCAUCGCCAUUUUUAAAUACAUUAAUGGCUUCAGCUUUGUACUAAAUUCGCCACUGCUUGAAAUAUUCUCAAAAAUAGUACAAAAAUAAUAGUUUAAUUAAAAACGCAAAACUGGUUUCCAAAUGUUUUCCAAUUUAUCACUGGUAGCAAUUUUUGUUAUCAUUGAUAAAAAAAAAUUCCCUUGGAAUUUUUUUCUAUGUGAAAUUUUCUAGUCAAAUCUAACUUCCAAGUUUUCUUAAAAUAUAUCCACCAGGGUUGAAUUUUUCAAAUGUGCCUAAAAUCAUUCACUCCUAACAAUCAGAACUAAAAACUUCACUAUGUUAGUAUAUUGUGCAAACCGAGAAAAGUUAUCACCCCUGCACAAAUACAGUUAAGGAAGCCCAUGUAAGUUAAUCUGCCCGUACUGUCCGUUAUUACAAAUGCGGCUUAAGUUCAGUUAAAUUCCUUUUGCAAAUUCCAUUUUUGCAUGCAGAUGUAAGGUCAUUUUAAUUGAGUGACUCAAUUUUUUUUAACCCACAAGGAACACUUUAUUGUUGACUAUUUCUCAAACAGUAAGGUGUGAAGUAAAAUAUAAUGAUAGCAUUCUUUGAAAAAAAAACAAACUGUUUACAGUAACUUGCUUAGUUACUGUAAAGUUCAGGUUCGUGUGAAAUUCACCUCUAAACCUUUUUCAAGAUAUAAAAUUCUAUCUGUUACAAUAUAUGAUUGCAGUAAAUAGGGCUUUUCAUUUUAAAAUCACGAUUCACU
This is a messenger RNA of Chrysoperla carnea, 3720 nucleotides long. RefSeq names its product 7SK snRNA methylphosphate capping enzyme bin3-like. The record is from RefSeq and is a predicted model, not a curated record. Gene Ontology annotation, biological process: snRNA modification. Gene Ontology annotation, molecular function: snRNA binding; O-methyltransferase activity; RNA methyltransferase activity. The transcript has 5 exons. NCBI's taxonomy places the organism in Eukaryota, Metazoa, Arthropoda, Insecta, Neuroptera, Chrysopidae. The coding region runs from base 139 to 2475 and encodes 778 amino acids.